AUGCUUAUGGUGAUGGCACCGAAAACUAAAAUUCAAGUUCGGGGAAAGUCAGCAAUUCAGAAACGAUAUUCUGCUGAGAGUGAUUCAUCCGGAAGUGAGUCCGAGGAUUAUAUCUCGGAUGAAGGAGAGCUCGUGGAGGCAGAAGCAGCAAUGGUGUUGGAAGAAGAAGAUAAAGAACCGCUGAAUUUCACGAACAAACUUUUCGUCAACGACAUCGGUGAUCUAUUUGGUGGUGGAAAGCACAUGUCAGACUUCUGGGACUAUUUUCCUGAUAUCCUAGAUGAUGCUAAAGCAUAUGCUUUUGAACGUUGUACAGAAAAGUCUGCCAGUUUUACCAGCAUGGAUCUAGCCUUGGAAAUUGAUAAAAUGUUUUAUGAGCAAACUGGCACAGUGAAACGUAAUCCGAAUAUGUAUAAUAAACUCAAAAAAAAAUUUCACUGUAAUUUUGCUUUACGUGCACCUUAUUACAAGUUAGAAAUAAAAAUCCUCCAAAACAAAGUAAUGAUAUCAUAUCAUUUUUUUCAAAAAACACUUGUUCUUGUUCAUGAUUGUCUUUGGAACAAAGAAAAUUACUGA
This is a messenger RNA of Didymodactylos carnosus, 576 nucleotides long. The record is from the annotation of a GenBank genome assembly. Lineage: Eukaryota; Metazoa; Rotifera; Eurotatoria; Philodinida; Philodinidae.